Molecule: messenger RNA, 636 nt
Organism: Sinocyclocheilus grahami
Lineage: Eukaryota; Metazoa; Chordata; Actinopteri; Cypriniformes; Cyprinidae
Product: myosin regulatory light chain 2, skeletal muscle isoform
Exons: 7
Coding region: 96-605 (169 amino acids)
Molecular function (GO): calcium ion binding
Source: RefSeq, a predicted model, not a curated record
UUCGGCAGUAUAUAAGCCCCCCAGGAACAAGUCACCACGCGGCUUCAGUCUUCACUUCUUGAGCUUCUUAGACUUCACGCAUACCGUCUCUCAGCAUGUCACCCAAGAAGGCCAAGAGGAGGGCAGGAGGAGGAGAGGGUUCCUCCAACGUGUUCUCCAUGUUUGAGCAGAGCCAGAUUCAGGAGUAUAAAGAGGCUUUCACAAUCAUUGACCAGAACAGAGACGGCAUCAUCAGCAAAGAUGACCUUAGGGACGUGUUGGCCUCAAUGGGCCAGCUGAACGUGAAGAAUGAGGAGCUAGAGGCCAUGAUCAAGGAAGCCAGCGGCCCAAUAAAUUUCACAGUUUUCCUCACCAUGUUCGGAGAGAAGCUGAAGGGUGCUGACCCCGAAGACGUCAUUGUGUCUGCCUUCAAGGUGCUGGACCCAGAGGCCACCGGCUUAAUCAAGAAGCAAUUCCUUGAGGAGCUUCUGACCACUCAGUGCGACAGGUUCUCCGCAGAGGAGAUGAAGAAUCUGUGGGCCGCCUUCCCCCCAGAUGUUGCUGGCAAUGUUGACUACAAGAACAUCUGCUACGUCAUCACACACGGAGAGGAGAAGGAGGAGUAAACGGUCGUGGAGACAAGACAGAAUAUGAAGA